AUGGCACUGCUUUCCCACCUUGCAGGUUCAUCUGAUCGACAGCAGUCUCCUAUCCUCUCAUCCAAUAAUCCCUUCCGGAACCGUACCACUUCACCUACAAACAGCAUCGCCCAAUCUCCCGUAACCGCCGCUUUCAAUUUACCCAACACCGCCCCUGAGCGACCUACAUCACGAAAUCCAUUUCUCGAUCAAUCAGAGAAAAAAGACGAUACAGUCGUCAAUGUCAGACCAACUUCGCCAUUGAGGGAAUCUACAAGCAUGGCGACGAGAAUGUCGCCUUCCAAGCCACUUAUGACCGGCCAUACUGCCGAGUUGUUUGUAUGUGACACUCCACCACAAGAUUGCGCAACACUGACAAAUUGCCAGGACAAUCUAAACCUCAAUGACAAACCACACACGAAUGGCAGCAGUGAGAGACCAGGAGUGCCUCCCUCAUUUUCAAAUGGCCCUCGCAUCCAACCGCGUUCGGAGAAUGUGCCACCUAGAGCUGGACUCUCCGGUCAUCAUACAUCUCGCUCAGGUGAAGAACGAUAUCGACAUGGUGCGAAGCCCAGACGGCCGAAUGAAGAGUUGGAUAUAUUUGCAGAUCCACCGACAGGCGACAAAGCUCGUCCACGUCCUUCAAGGCGAAACUCAGAUUCGUCUCUUGCUAGCAGAAUGCUGAGCCCUGAGGAAGAGCGACGCCGAAAAGAGAAACAUAGGCGUGAACGGGAAGAGCGGCAUAAAGAUGGCAGACGUGGACCUCCAAACUCGUCGAGGUCAAAGAAGCCAAAUCAACGUCUAGAUAUCAUUGACUCUCUGGAUGUGACUAGUAUCUACGGCAAAGGAUUAUUCCAUCACGACGGUCCAUUCGACGCCUGCAACCCCGCUCGUAACCGCAAAGGCAGCCGCCGUCCCGCUCCAAUGGAAGCCUUCGCCAAAGACAGCGCCAACAAUGCUUUAGGAGGCUCAGGUCCCGUUCAUAAAGACAUAAAUUUCGAUCAAUUCCAUGGCCGUACAGAACAAGGAUUUGCCGACUACGCCACCUCUGGCUCCAGCAAUCCAGCAGCCCAACCCGUGUCUUUUGCAACCUACGCUGGCGCCCACGUCACGCCUGGAGCAGGGGCCCACGCUGGUGUAGACCGAGCCAAUGGCUUCAAUCCCGUGGAGGUCAUUCCUGUCGUGCAUGGCGACGAAAGCUUGGGUCUAGGGACAAGCACAUUCCUAGAAGGCACACCUGCCGCCAAAGCAGCCAUCCAACGUCAUGAAACCGACGACCGCGGCGCUGACGGAGGUCUUGGUAGGAAGAGGAGUUUAGCUCAACGAAUCCGCGGCAUCUCCAACGCCAAGUCAAAGCCCUAUCAUGGACGGAUGACCAGUCCCGAAGGCCGACCUCACCUCACCAGCGGGGAAAGCCAGAGCGCUGGUGGCAUGCCCCGGAUCAAUGAGACAAAACCCUUCUUUGAAGGCUAUGAUGAGAGGAAAGGGCGGAGUAUCACGAUCGCGGAGGAUAGGAAUCGUAGAAGCAGUUUCGAAGGAGGCGCAGAGGAUAACAUCACCGUUGGCAGCAGGACUGGCGCUGCAGAAAAUGGGAGAUCGAGGGCUUUGAGCUCGCCUAAACGCGCUGCGCCGCCUGCACAGCUUGAGAGGAGAGUCACCGAUGCGGCGAAUGGCAAUGGGAAGGAGGAGACAAGCGGCAGCGGGAGCGGGGGGUUCUUGAGCAGGGUUAAGAGCUUGAAGGGGGGAAAGAAGGGAAAGGCUUAG
Messenger RNA from Bacidia gigantensis, 1743 nucleotides. RefSeq lists its product as uncharacterized. Gene Ontology annotation, cellular component: cytoplasm. The record is from RefSeq and is a predicted model, not a curated record. The coding region runs from base 1 to 1743 and encodes 580 amino acids. NCBI's taxonomy places the organism in Eukaryota, Fungi, Ascomycota, Lecanoromycetes, Lecanorales, Ramalinaceae. The transcript is spliced from 3 exons.